AUGACAUUAGAUAUUUCUAAGUUCAAUCCAAGACAAAUUCCACAUACCGAAGAGAGACAAACAUUGUUAGAAGCAAACAAGAGUGUAUAUGAACUGUUCAUAGAUGAAACUGACUUUGAGUGUUUAGAUGAAAGGUCAUUGUACGAUUCGUAUAAACAAUAUUGUCAAGAAUAUGGUUAUAUGACAGCGUCUAAACGAACAUUCUUGGCAAAUGUCAAAAAUCUUUUAGAUGUUCAGAACGGCGUAUAUACAAAGAAAAAUUUUUAUGAGUAA
Messenger RNA from Trichomonas vaginalis G3, 273 nucleotides. RefSeq names its product Poxvirus D5 protein-like family. Lineage: Eukaryota; Parabasalia; Trichomonadida; Trichomonadidae. The transcript has a single exon. Bases 1 to 273 code for a protein of 90 amino acids. The record is from RefSeq and is a predicted model, not a curated record.